Penicillium malachiteum is the source of this 876-nucleotide messenger RNA. RefSeq lists its product as uncharacterized. The record is from RefSeq and is a predicted model, not a curated record. Bases 1 to 876 code for a protein of 291 amino acids. Lineage: Eukaryota; Fungi; Ascomycota; Eurotiomycetes; Eurotiales; Aspergillaceae. The transcript is spliced from 3 exons. Gene Ontology annotation, cellular component: plasma membrane.
AUGCCUUUCACGAUGCGCUCCACUCUCCUGGUAUCAAGCAUGCUCUUCGCGGGCAACUCGAUCGCCAAACCUUUUGAAUUCCUCGCACCGCGGGCCUCUCUGACACUUGUAGGCUGCUACAGCAGCUCAGAAGGUCUCACCAAUCAAACAUCAUAUGAAUUCCAGAGUUCAGGAUGGUGUGAAGACAGAUGUGUUGAAUACAAUGCAGCUGUAUUUGCAUUGACUGCUGGUUCUGAUUGUCUUUGUGGAGAAGAACUCCCUCCCACAUCAGACAAGGUCGAUUCGAGCAAGUGCAAUACAGAAUGUGAUGGAUGGCCAUCAGAUAUGUGUGGUGGAAGUGGGUACUACUCCCUCUACACAACUGGCUUAGAAACCAAUGUUGGUACAUAUGGUAGUGAGACAGCGUCGGCGUCGUCGUCGUCAUCUACAUCGACGAGCAGCGCCAGCAAUAAUAACUCGACUGCUUCCCAUACCGACAAUACAGGAAGUACGGUCUCAACCAAUUCCGUUGGUGAGACAGUCACGAUGACGGCUGUUAGUCAUGUUCAAAAUGCCGCCGAUGCCCAAAAGUCAGAGACACAGAAAGCCAAAAGUGAACAUAACACAGCCUCGAUUGCCGCAGGUGUCGUGGUGGGUGUUGUUGGUGUCGCCGCUUUGGCUGGUGCGAUAUUCUUUUUCCACCGAUCUCGCAAGCAAAAGUCACAAGGAUUUGGUGGUGGUGCCCGAGGUUACGGUCGCAAUUCGCAGCUCCCCAUGACGGACUCGCGCUUUGAUGGCCAGUACAUGGCACAGCGCCGCCAAAGCAAUGGCAGUAUCGAUGAUGAUCACGACUUUUCUCGCCGAAUCCUGCAGGUCACCAAUCCUGACCGUUCCUAG